AGACGGUUUUGUUCAACUGCCCCGUCAGUUCCGCAAUAAAACAAUUUUUUCCUAUUAAAUUCAAUAAUAAUCGGGAGAAUUGAAAUUGAAAAAAAAGGGCGUUCAUAAAGCUCCCCCCUCUCCAUUUGAUAAUAGUGGUGAAACUAGUGUUGUAAUUACUGUCGUCACCGUGGCUCCUGCUGAAAGACGUGGCUCCAGUAGCCCCCCGACUGCCAACAUGCUCGUGCCGCCCGAUAUGUUAGCGGCCCAAUCCAAAAUGGUUUAUCAACUGAACAAGUACUACACAGAAAAAGUGCAAACCAGAAAACUGACGACCGCGAAAACCAUCCAAGAGGUGUGCCGAGUGGUCCAGGACGUCCUCAAGGAAGUGGAAGUGCAAGAACCGCGUUUCAUAUCCUCCCUGACCGACUAUAACGGACGUUUCGAGGGUCUAGAAGUAAUUUCCCCCACGGAGUUCGAGGUGGUGAUCUAUUUGAACCAAAUGGGGGUCCUGAACUUCGUGGACGAUGGCACCUUACCCGGUUGCGCCGUGCUAAAACUCAGCGACGGCAGGAAACGCUCCAUGUCCCUCUGGGUGGAGUUUAUCACCGCUUCCGGUUACUUAUCAGCGAGAAAGAUGCGAUCCAGGUUUCAAACCCUCGUGGCCCAAGCGUGUGAUAAGUGCUCCUACCGAGACUCCGUUAAAAUGAUCGCCGACACCACCGAAGUGAAACUGAGGAUCCGAGAACGGUUUAUAGUGCAAAUAACCCCCGCGUUUAAAUGUACCGGAUUAUGGCCCAGAUCUGCCGCCCAUUGGCCUCUGCCCCAAAUCCCUUGGCCCCAUCCCAACUUAGUUGUCGAAGUGAAAACCGAAGGUUUCGACUUACUAUCCAAAGAAUGUAUCGCCUUACAAGGGAAACAAUCCGCCAUGGAGGGUGACGCGUGGGUUCUAUCGUUUUUAGAAGCCGAGAAUCGACUUUUGCAAGGGGGUUGUCGCAGGAGGUGCCUCAGUAUCCUCAAAACCCUCCGGGAUCGUCACCUGGACCUCCCAGGGAAUCCCGUGACCGGUUAUCACAUGAAAGCGCUUUUAUUGUACGAGUGUGAAAAACACCCUCGGGAAACCGAGUGGGAUGAAUCGUGCAUCGCCGAUCGGAUAAACGGGAUUUUUUUGCAGCUGAUCUCGUGUCUCCAGUGCAGACGGUGUCCUCAUUAUUUUUUACCGAACCUGGACCUUUUCAAAGGGAAAUCGCCGAGUGCGUUAGAAAAUGCCGCUAAACAAGUGUGGAGGCUCACCAGGGAAAUGUUAACGAAUUCCCGGUGUUUUGAAAAGUUGUGAACUUAAUCCUCCUUAGUAAGUAAACAUUUAAAUAUUGUUGUUUGUUAUUUGGGUGCGAGUACAUAAGUCGAAAUGUUUGCCGUCGGAUCUAUAGUAGCGUUUAAUAAUUAUUAUCAACUCUUGACUGUGAUGUUUUAUUUUAUUUUUUAGUAUAAAUUGACUGCUUUAAUAUGAUAAAUUAAAUAGUACAUAUUGUAUCAUAUUUUUGUAUAUUACGUUAAUAAUAAAAAUAUUGUAAUAA
Molecule: messenger RNA, 1556 nt
Organism: Anthonomus grandis grandis
Lineage: Eukaryota; Metazoa; Arthropoda; Insecta; Coleoptera; Curculionidae
Product: protein mab-21
Exons: 1
Coding region: 218-1315 (365 amino acids)
Source: RefSeq, a predicted model, not a curated record